Bombus impatiens (common eastern bumble bee) is the source of this 1321-nucleotide messenger RNA. RefSeq lists its product as uncharacterized. NCBI's taxonomy places the organism in Eukaryota, Metazoa, Arthropoda, Insecta, Hymenoptera, Apidae. Gene Ontology annotation, molecular function: odorant binding; olfactory receptor activity. Gene Ontology annotation, biological process: sensory perception of smell. The record is from RefSeq and is a predicted model, not a curated record. Gene Ontology annotation, cellular component: membrane. The transcript has a single exon. The coding region runs from base 774 to 1160 and encodes 128 amino acids.
CCUUUUCUUUUUUUAACGAUAUUAUGUUUAGGGUGCUACUUUGAGCAACGUUAAACCUAUUCGUAGUCGAUUGCUAAGAGACUAACCGCAGACAUGCCAUUGAUAGAUAUUUAAUAGGUUUAUGAACCGUAGCUGCAACUGGUACUUUUGUUACUAACGUGUUCGUGUUAGAUAUUAUCUUCAUUCGCUGCUAUUUACCCCAUUUCUCAGCAAUUAUGCGCUAUUUUUAAGCGAAAACUUGGACAUACUGAGGAUACAUGACAGUCUGUGUAUCAGCACGGCUAGCUUUAAUCAAAAACAAUGAUGUUUCUGCUAUUGUGUUACGAAAAUUACUUUUCUAAACACUUUUCGAUAGCGAAUAAUCAUUUGCAUAAACAUAUAAACAUGGAUACGUACACCACCUUUGCAAAUAUUAAAAAAUCUUAUAUAAUACACGUUAAUUGGCACGGAUCAUCAAGAAAACGAUUAAUAAGUACUUGGCGAAUUUUUUAGCAGAUUCCUAGAUAAAUUAUUAAAAUUAGAUAAAGUGGUGUACAAUACCCGCUUGUUGCGAUGGUCAGGUCUAAUAUAUUGUCAGGACGAUCAGAUAUGAGGGUGGAUGUUUGAAAUUGGCACGUGCGAAUUUUCGCGUAAGCGGUGGCUCCUCAGUGCGCGGCUACCGUAGCGAUUUUGAACAGCGAAGGAGACAGUGGAGCGUCCAAACAUCCGCUUGUCGAUCAUAAGUGAUCGUAAUGCGUAUCCGUUCAUUCAUCUCUUUCGUUUUUCACCCGUGAAUGCUAUCCUUUCUUUUUCCCCGCUUGCAGAGUAAUACACAAAGCGAGUCAGAAGCUGAUCUAGGUGCACUUCAUCCAGCCACGUUCCCUUACGACGUCAGCAAGAGUCAAAAUGUUGAGAUCGCAUGGCCGGGACAAUUCAUGGGCUCGGUGCUAAGCGCGAUAUGCUAUUCUUGUUUCGACACGUUUCUUGCGGUUCUCGUGUUAUACUUGUGCGGUCAAUUAACUGUUCUUAGGAUGGCUCUCGAGGAUCCAACUAACGUGACAAAGCAGAAUAAUUACGCAAGCUUCUAUGAGCGACUGGAAUUCAUUGUGAACCAGGACAAUCAGUUGCCUAGGUUGGUAGAAGCGAUUUAUCAGUACGCUAAAAAUGUUUGCGCGAAUUAAGAAAUGAAUAUUAGAAAGAUAUUUCUUUCGCAAUCCAAUUAGUGAAAGGAGAUUAUUCCAAAAAAAAAAAAGAAAGAAAAUAGGAAAUGUUAGUCGAUUUAUCAGAUCGAAAAAUCGUUUAGGAUAUAACUAGUAAACAAAUUUAAAGAAGCGUUUAUUCC